Messenger RNA from Haliotis rufescens (red abalone), 6848 nucleotides. RefSeq lists its product as uncharacterized. NCBI's taxonomy places the organism in Eukaryota, Metazoa, Mollusca, Gastropoda, Lepetellida, Haliotidae. The coding region runs from base 3720 to 5108 and encodes 462 amino acids. The transcript is spliced from 3 exons. The record is from RefSeq and is a predicted model, not a curated record.
CGCCUCAGCUGAACGUACCUGAAUUCUCUGCUACACGAGUCGAUGUAUGGAGCCUUCGAGACGUGCUGCAAGCAAUGCGAGUGUCUUCAAUGAAUCAUUUACCUUCAGGCUCCUAGGCAUCGGAACGCGUCACUGGAAGAUGCCGCUCAGGUGAAACAGCGGCUGCAUGUUGCAGGAAAGGGUCAUGACAGAACAAGACGAAGCAUUGAUGUAUUGUGCAAACAAGGGAGAUUCGUGAGGAUAAGACACGCCGACAGAAGGGCGCUACACAUGUAGAAGAGACGGCAAUUGCUGCAGAACAAGGCGGAAUGUAAGCUUUGGACUCAUAACAUAACGUUGACAGAUAUCGGCUACAGGAUAGUCAAUCUCAUGGACAUAGGCGUGCAACACUUGAGCAACACUUUCCUAUUGGAAACUGUCAAGGAAGGUAUCAACGCACUUCCUUGACAAGUAAACAGUGACAGUCCAGACGUCUGUUGACCCUUGUACAUUCACACGAAGAGCGGGAGCUGAAUCACAACCUGGCACACUGUGGACAGUGACAGUCCAGACGACUGUUGACCCUUGUACAUUCACACGAAGAGCGGGAGUUGAAUCACAACCUGGCACACUGUGGACAGUGACAGUCCAGACGACUGUUGACCCUUGUACAUUCACACGAAGAGCGGGAGUUGAAUCACAACCUGGCACACUGCGGACAGUGACAGUCCAGACGACUGUUGACCCUUGUACAUUCACACGAAGAGCGGGAGUUGAAUCACAACCUGGCACACUGUGGACAGUGACAGUCCAGACGACUGUUGACCCUUGUACAUUCACACGAAGAGCGGGAGUUGAAUCACAACCUGGCACACUGUGGACAGUGACAGUCCAGACGACUGUUGACCCUUGUACAUUCACACGAAGAGCGGGAGUUGAAUCACAACCUGGCACACUGUGGACAGUGACAUGUUCCACCCACAGUGCUGGACGCCAGCCUUUAACAAGAUUGAAAUGUCAGUGACCAUGAACCAGUUGAUGAACCAGUUAAACAGACGACUGCAUGACAUUUUUGCACAGUGCCAUGUAGAGUUCUACAGGACACAGGAGUUUGUUUCUCACUGACAUAUAGACGUCUGUGGGACACAGGAAAUUGUUGCACAGUGACACGUAGACGUCUAUAAAACACAGGAGUGUGUUGCGCAGUGACGUAGAGAUCUACAUGACACAGGAGUUUGUUGCACAGUGACACGUAAACGUUUAUAAAACACAGUAGUUUGUUGCACGGUGACGUAGAGUUCAACAGGACACAGGAGUUAGUUGCGCAGUGACGUAGAGUUCAACAGGACACAGGAGUUUGUUGCGCAGUGACGUAGAGUUCAACAGGACACAGGAGUUUGUUGCGCAGUGACGUAGAGUUCAACAUGACACAGGAGUUUGUUGCGCAGUGACGUAGAGUUCUACAUGACACAGGAAAUUGUUGCACAGUAAAACGUAGACGUCUAUAAAACACAGGAGUUUGUUGGACAGGGACGUAGAGUUCUACAGGACACAGGAGUUUCACACAGUGGCACGUCGAAGUUUGACUUCUGCCAAACCAGUGUUUGUAUUGAUUAUUGAAAAGAAUGUUCUUGUUUGACAAGCGUCUGAUCAGCAGUUUAGGAGCGUGUAUAGGAGUCUGUCAAGAAGUGCAUGCAGUCCAUACAGACUAGCGUCUCAUACACAGCCUGGGGCUGCUCGCCAGCCACGUUCUCCUCCAAUGGCCAUGACUUCCUCUGAUGAGGACACCAUCAUCAUCCUGUCUACUCACUAUGUGAGGGACCCCAGGGAGAGACUGGUCUCCACUGAAUCCACAACCCAGGUGACGGUGGGGCGGACGCGCCGGGAGACGUUGAUAGCUCGAGCAGUCGCCGUGGUGUCGUUGUCUCUUCUCACUAUCAGUGUGCUGUUGGUGAUGGUGUCGUUAAUCAUGUCUCAUCAUAUAGAUCAGUUAGUGCGAGAUGCGAACAAGGAUCGCUGGUAUCCUCCCAAACACUACAUCUCUGGGACACCCUUCGUGAACCACUCCGUCAAUUUCACGAUGCCAGACAGCUGACAUCGUCACGGCACGUGCCAGUUCCGGGUGUGACAGACAGCCUGACCCUGUCCCACUGUGGAAACCACAGACACAGCUUCACUCGGCCACACAGCGACGAGGGUUCCCAACGGGUGUCUGUCUACACCCACUUGUGUAUACUCUGCCGCCUCUUGUUGCUCAGUGUUGAACUCGGAUCGUCAACGGCAACUUGAGAAUGAUUCCAGGGCGGUAACAACUCGGUGACACUGGGUCUUGGAAUGUUAUAUAAAGAAAAUGCAUUAAAUGACGUGGAUGUCGUGUGAUAGUAAGGCAUAGAUUCAACCUAAAGUCAAACAGUACUGAACUGUGAUUCAAAGGCGGAAGUGAUUCUCAUGCGAAGUUAAUUGUUAUCUUUUCGUUGACGUACACUGAUUAGCUUUGAUUAUUAGAGGGCGAAACUGGUGAUGAGAUAUGAGGGGAGGAGAUAUGAAGUGGUGAGGCAUUAAGUGAGGAGAUAUGAAGUAGUGAGACGGGAAGGGAUGAGAUAUGAAGUGAUGAGGCAUUAAGUGAUGAGAUAUGAAGUGACGAGGUAUGAAGAGAUGAAAUAUGAAGUGAUGAGGUAGCAAGUGAUGAGAUACGUAGUGACGAGAUAUAAAGAGGUGGUGAGAUAAAAAGUGACGAGAUAUGAGGUGAUGAGAUAUAAAGUGACGAGAUAUGAGGUGAAUAGACAUAUUCCAGCUAUAUGACGGCGGAGGGGAGUCAUGAGAUACGAAGUGACGAGUUAUAAUGUGACGAGAUAUGAAGUGUUGGGACAGGAAGUGACGAGAUAUGAAGUGUUGGGACAGGAAGUGACGAGAUAUGAAGUGAUGAGAAAUGAAGUAGUGAGGCGGAAUGCGAUGAGAUAUGAAGUGAUAAAGGCGGGAAGUGAUGAGGCAGGAAGUGACGAGAUAUGAAGUGACGAGAUAUAAAGUGACGAGAUAUGAAGUGAUGAGGUAUGAAGUGAUGAGGCAGUGUGACUCAGAUUUGCCCGAUCCGAGGACAUGCAGUUACGACACAAGCAAGACACCAUAGUGAGUUGGCAGAAAAAACAAUAAGCCAAUCUCCGUCAAGACUCACACGCAGUAAUUGAGUUGGUCUGGGGUUGUGAGCGUUCUAACAAGCGCAUGAUGUCAACAAGACAUGUUGUGGAGUGAUAGAAGCACUAGACGCAGUGAGUCCAUGUAAACACGGGGCCCCCUUCACAAGUGUGCCGUGAGUUCUCACAGCCAAGUCAAAUAUGUCAGUCAUUCUCUCUACAUAUAUUCACCAAAAGGUGUUUCAAUGCCGUUGUCUGCCUAAACAGUGACCUCAAUUUACAUUUGUACUUUGUGUAAUGCACACAGCCCUUUAUUGCUGACACCCCCAGUCGUUACAAUCAUUAAGUACGCAGGUACCCGCUUUGUUACUCUUCUUCAAACUUAGGUUUUAUAUUAUUUAUUAAAACGUUGAUGAAAUUAUCCUGAUUUUAAUUCCGUGGGUGUUUAUCUUGCUGAACCCGGUGUGUGUGAAUAUUGAACAGUCUGGGGAACUUUCUCACAUCCGGAGCAGGAAUUAAGGAAAUCAGUUAAUCAAUGGAAUAGUCAAUGUCCAGGAGGUUCAGUGUGGGUUGUGACACCGUGCCUCGGGUGGAGGUGGUGUGGGACGGAUGUGUAUCGGGGUAAUCGAUAAGACAAACAUUCCACCUUUCAGGCUUCCCUACAGCCCGUGUGUACAAAUCGUGUGUAAGGCUCGUCGUGUGUACGGCUCGUGUGUACAGCUCGUGUGUACGACUGGUGUGUACGGCACGUGUGUACAACUCGUGUGUACACCGGGUCUGUACGACUGGUGUGCACGGCUGGUGUGUACGGCUUGUGUAUACGGCUGGUGUGUACGGCUGGUGUAUACGGCUUGUGUGUACGGCUGGUGUUUACGGCUUGUGUGUACGGCUGGUGUUUACGGCUGGUGUGUACGGCUGGUGUAUACGGCUGGUGUGUACGGCUGGUGUUUACGGCACGUGUGUACAACUCGUGUGUACACCUGGUCUGUACGACUGGUGUGCACGGCUGGUGUGUACGGCUUGUGUAUACGGCUGGUGUAUACGGCUGGUGUAUACGGCUGGUGUAUACGGCUGGUGUAUACGGCUGGUGUGUACGGCUGGUGUUUACGGCUUGUGUGUACGGCUGGUGUAUACGGCUUGUGUGUACGGCUGGUGUUUACGGCUUGUGUGUACGGCUGGUGUUUACGGCUGGUGUGUACGGCUGGUGUUUACGGCUGGUGUGUACGGCUGGUGUUUACGGCACGUGUGUACAACUCGUGUGUACACCUGGUCUGUACGACUGGUGUGCACGGCUGGUGUAUACGGCUUGUGUAUACGGCUGGUGUAUACGGCUGGUGUAUACGGCUGGUGUAUACGGCUGGUGUGUACGGCUGGUGUUUACGGCUGGUGUGUACGGCUGGUGUUUACGGCUUGUGUGUACGGCUGAUGUAUACGGCUUGUGUGUACGGCUGGUGUUUACGGCUUGUGUGUACGGCUGGUGUUUACGGCUUGUGUUUACGGCUGGUGUAUACGGCUUGUGUGUACGGCUGGUGUAUACGGCUUGUGUGUACGGCUGGUGUUUACGGCUGGUGUAUACGGCUUGUGUGUACGGCUUGUGUGUACGGCUGGUGUUUACGGCUGGUGUUUACGGCUUGUGUGUACGGCUGGUGUAUACGGCUUGUGUGUACGGCUGGUGUUUACGGCGUGUGUGUACGGCUGGUGUUUACGGCUUGUGUGUACGGCUGGUGUAUACGGCUUGUGUGUACGGCUGGUGUUUACGGCUGGUGUGUACGGCUGGUGUAUACGGCUGGUGUGUACGGCUGGUGUUUACGGCACGUGUGUACAACUCGUGUGUACACCUGGUCUGUACGACUGGUGUGCACGGCUGGUGUGUACGGCUUGUGUAUACGGCUGGUGUAUACGGCUGGUGUAUACGGCUGGUGUAUACGGCUUGUGUGUACGGCUGGUGUGUACGGCUGGUGUGUACGGCUGGUGUUUACGGCUUGUGUGUACGGCUGAUGUAUACGGCUUGUGUGUACGGCUGGUGUUUACGGCUUGUGUGUACGGCUGGUGUUUACGGCUUGUGUUUACGGCUGGUGUAUACGGCUUGUGUGUACGGCUGGUGUAUACGGCUUGUGUGUACGGCUGGUGUUUACGGCUGGUGUAUACGGCUUGUGUGUACGGCUUGUGUGUACGGCUGGUGUUUACGGCUGGUGUUUACGGCUUGUGUGUACGGCUGGUGUAUACGGCUUGUGUGUACGGCUGGUGUUUACGGCGUGUGUGUACGGCUGGUGUUUACGGCUUGUGUGUACGGCUGGUGUAUACGGCUUGUGUGUACGGCUGGUGUUUACGGCUGGUGUAUACGGCUUGUGUGUACGGCUGGUGUAUACGGCUUGUGUGUACGGCUGGUGUUUACGGCUUGUGUGUACGGCUGGUGUUUACGGCUGGUGUGUACGGCUGGUGUAUACGGCUUGUGUGUACGGCUGGUGUUUACGGCUGGUGUAUACGGCUUGUGUGUACGGCUGGUGUAUACGGCUGGUGUAUACGGCUUGUGUGUACGGCUGGUGUGUACGGCUGGUGUGUACGGCUUGUGUGUACGGCUGGUGUGUACGGCUGGUGUAUACGGCUGGUGUUUACGGCUUGUGUGUACGGCUGGUGUGUACGGCUGGUGUGUACGGCUGGUGUUUACGGCUUGUGUGUACGGCUGGUGUAUACGGCUUGUGUGUACGGCUUGUGUUUACGGCUUGUGUGUACGGCUGGUGUUUACGGCUGGUGUUUACGACUGGUGUGUACGGCACGUGUGUACAACUCGUGUGUACACCUGGUCUGUACGACUGGUGUGCACGGCUGGUGUAUACGGCUUGUGUAUACGGCUGGUGUAUACGGCUUGUGUGUACGGCUGGUGUUUACGGCUUGUGUGUACGGCUGGUGUAUACGGCUUGUGUGUACGACUGGUGUGCACGGCUGGUGUAUACGGCUUGUGUAUACGGCUGGUGUAUACGGCUUGUGUGUACGGCUUGUGUGUACGGCUUGUGUGUACGGCUUGUGUAUACGGCUGGUGUAUACGGCUGGUGUAUACGGCUUGUGUGUACGGCUUGUGUGUACGGCUGGUGUUUACGGCUGGUGUGUACAACUCGUGUGUACGGCUUGUGUGAAUGGCUGAAGUGUACGAUUCCUGUGAACGGCUCGUGUGUGAAGUGGAGAAGGGCGAGUUGUACUGGAUGCCUCUCCAUGGUUUUAUUAAAGUGGAGAAAGGCGAGUUCUCCUGGACGCCUCUCAGUUUUAUAGAUCAGAUCAUGUAAAACCAGACCAUGUAAACCAGACCAUGUAAACCAGGCCACGCAUUCCAGACAAGCCAAGGACACUGAGUAAGCAACACAUGCACAUUAACAGGACAACCCCAUAAGCACAGUAAUAUAAGCCUAUUUUCAUCUCCUUCUUACCUUUCCAAAUACCGUUCGUUAUUCAAUAUACUGACAAGACAGUGUACUCAUCACUACAAAGAGAAGUCUGUAAUUAAUGUUACCUGGUUGUAUCGAUUGACAGCUGGCAUCCACGUGUAUCCCGGCCAAUCAGCCCCGUGUUGCCGGCUACCUGUGACAAUGAGCUGCGCUGAAAUGUUUCAGUCAAUGUAAUCAGUGGCCUGAUCGGUUCAGGUAAUAUCGGAAACAUCGACCAGAGUCUAUGCAGUGGUUGCAAUAGUAUGUUUGUGGAUAGAAUUUGUCACCAAAGUGUUUUCAUACAAUAAACCAUUUUGUA